Messenger RNA from Ectocarpus sp. CCAP 1310/34, 3302 nucleotides. The record is from the annotation of a GenBank genome assembly. NCBI's taxonomy places the organism in Eukaryota, Phaeophyceae, Ectocarpales, Ectocarpaceae.
AUGCCUUAUUUCGCCGAGCCCCUGCUUCAGCAGGCGGCGUCGGAGCCGGUGGGAGGGAGCGGCGCGAUCUUUCAGGAAGGCAGCAUGCCUGUCUUGGAAACCCAGGGGCCGUUGAGCCUUGGACCGUGCUCGGUGGCCGCGGGGAGGGCGGCGGUGGAGGAGCUGGCGAGGAGGAUGCUGCACAUCGAGGCGCUGGUCUUCAAGCAGGACACGGUUGUGGAUGCCCGUUGGUCGGAGUUCGGGCGGCGUCGAAAGUGGAGGACCUUCGUCAACAACGCACAGACAGCGCCGCAGCUCCUCGCGGCCUGGGGCGCGUUCAAGGAUGUGAUCGACUGGCAAGCCGCGCAAGGGUGCUACUCGGAGCUGGACCGGCGAAAGUUCCUCUCCCUGCUACCGGCUCACUUGAGAAACUCCAUGCCGGACAAGGGGGAUGAGGUCCUCUACUAUGGAGAUGGGCACGUGCUCUCGAUGGAGGCAGAGGCCAAGGCCGGCUAUAGGGGUGUGUGGGGCUCUGACCCGCCUAGGCCUGGCACCGUCCAGCAGCACACGGUGAAGUCUAUCUCGUACCACCAGGGGGGCUCCAGCCGGAGGGCGAAGGGCGCGCAGCCUUUCGCCACCAUAGAGCUUGAGCCCACUCCGGUGCCCCGAUCUUUCGAAGAGCUGGGUCUGCUGCCUCCCACAGAACCGUUCGGCAAGCUGAACCGGCUGUUGAAGAAGGCUGUCAAGGCCAUGAGGGAGAGGGCUGACGUAGCGCACUUCCUCGUACCUGUGAGCAGGACGAUAUACCCAGACUACUACGAUGUGAUCUCGGAGCCGAUGGACCUGAACAAGCUGUGGAAGCGGUGCUCGGCGUGCCGUUACCGGUCAGUGGAGGAGUUCAAGCGCGAGCUGGCCUUGGUCGCCUCUAACUGCCGCCUCUAUUGCCAGGACAAGUUCCCUACCCUACCCCCAGCGGCCGACGCUGCGGUGAACGUUGGAAUGGAGACCCUAGAUGAGCCCAAGCUGGCUGCCGAGCUUAGCAAGACGGUGGAAGACGGGAAGAGACUGGAGGCGUUGUGGAACAAGCACAUGUCGGCCGCCAUCAGCGCCUCGCCUGAGCUCGCCACCAUGCCCGGCAUGCAGAAGCUCGCAAGGCAACUGGGCUUUGACACGGGGGCUGCCGAAGAGGAUGACGUCGGAAGAGGGGGGCAGGAGAGCGACGAAGACGACGACUAUGGACAGCCGGACACGGCCAGCAUCGCGCGACAGGUGUUUUACGACAAGCUGGUGGGCAUCAAGUACGGCACUCCCGACGAGGGAGAGAAACAGAAAACCGACGGCAACGAUAGCAGCGACGUCAAGAAAAAGCCUUCAAUACUCGACGAAACGCCCGAGGCACGGUCUCCGACGGCCAAUGGCGUCUCUCCAACACCCCUUUGGCCAGGCAGCGGCGCGGCUGCUGCAGCUGCUGCACCCCAAGCAUCGCCGUCGGCAACUUCGCCAUCGGCAUCCUCGCCGCCGCCGGCGACAAAGACGGCCGACGCAACUUGGUCGGGUGCGACGGCAGUUGCGGUGGAAGGGGAAGCCUCGCCGUCUUCUGCUGCGACCGGCGCGCCUGGCGACGCUGGUGCUGCAGGCGCCGAACCAAUGGACGUCGAUUCGGGGUCCACCGAACCGAAGUCCGCCACAUCACGAACAUCGUCGUCACCGUCACCAGCAGCAGCAGCAGAUGCAGAUGCAGCUGCUUCGCAGCCUCGUUCGCCUUCGACCGCUGCAUCACCUCCUGCAGCAGCAACCACGGCGGGGACCCCAGACACACCUCCGCCCGGAGAGCAGGAGAAGCGGCAGUCGGACGUGGCCGCUGACGCGUCCAAGGAAGAAGGCGCCGGGGGCGGCGAGGCGGCGGCGGCGGUAGCGGCGGCACCGGUGGCGCCGGCAAUAGCGCCCGGGGGUGUGUUUAGGGUUUCUAUGCGGCUUAGCAACGAGAUGCCCGAGUUCGUGGUGGUGGCGUCAAAGUAUGACGAGGCCAUGACCUUCAACUGGAGGUCGGAGAUGCACAUACAGAUGGCCUUCAUGGAGGAGCCAGGGGAGCCUCCUCGCAUUUUCGAGGGCACCCUGGUGGGGGUGAAGCCCAAGGAUCCCCGCACGCAAAUGAUGCCUUGGGAGUGCCUGAUAGUGGAGUGGGACGACGAGGCGGGGAUGAACACCGUCAACCCGUGGGAGGUGGAGGCUGUGUCGGCAGCGACGGCCGCCGCGCGACGCCGCGCGCCAGGGAUGCCGGGGGUAGGAGAGCACAUAGGGUAGGCCUGCGGGACACAUGACAUGCGUGGCGGCGCUUCUGCUGCAACGAAGACGGCUGUCAACGGGUAGGGGUGGGGGGUGGGAUACCAAGCGUCAAUAAUUGGUCCGGAACUUUGAUUGGUCUCUUUGAUGCGAAUGGCCUCGACGCAGGCGGCCCGUGGUUUGUUUCAGCGGGUUUGUGCGUGCUGGGAUUUGUGUACUGGGAGCGGGGCGGGGGGGGGUAGAGGCCGCUCGUUAUGUAUGCAACGGUGGGCGAAGGGUACUCUACAAGCAGUACAGUAUUUUGGCGUUUGAAGGUGCUGCGCAGGAUGUGGUUGUGUUUGAUUUUUCACGAGGUUUUUUUGUGGAGAUACAAGUAGAAAUCUGCCGUUUCAGUUUAGUUGCUUGUGAUUUCGGUGGUGAUGGGUUAUGUAGACGCCCUUUCUCUCUCACACACACAGGGUUGCGUAGCAUACUGACUAUUAUGUAGCCUUGGGAAGGGUCCAUGUGUCCAUGUACUCUGUGUGUGAAUAUGGUUUAGAAGGGUUCUUUAUGAUGUAGGUUUGGGAAGGGGGGAGUCUUGCCUUGAUCGACGUGAACACGGCAAUAGAAGCCUUUCUUUUUCGGAAAUCUAUUAUUUACUCUGUCGAUUCUGGGACAGCAAGUGUUCGCUACAAGUCGUCUUUAAUUGUUUGUAGUUUUUUCGCUGUCGGGGAGCUCUUCCCCAGUCGGUGCAUGUUCCUGUCAUGUCUCGGAAAGCUGAUGGCGUGGGACAUGGCGGUGAUUGUAGCAGUAGCCUUGUCUUAACCGGGAGGCGGCACCGCGGUCGGGAAUACUAGUGGGUGGUGGUGGUGGGAAAAAAAUGAACACAAUAUGGGGCGGGCCCCCGCCUCGGUUGAAGGCAAGGCUUGUACAAUAGCACCAAUAUACAUAGGGAGAGAACAUUCAGGCCGCGUGGGGACAGCGUGAGACUGCCACGCCCCGCUCGCUGGUUUAUUCGUCGAACUUUAACUUCCCUGCUUGGCUGGCAUCCCACUGUUGUU